Molecule: messenger RNA, 2423 nt
Organism: Punica granatum (pomegranate)
Lineage: Eukaryota; Viridiplantae; Streptophyta; Magnoliopsida; Myrtales; Lythraceae
Source: RefSeq, a predicted model, not a curated record
AUAAAAAAAAGGAAAUUGUCCAUCUCUCGCCUCUUCGUCCUCCUCUUCUACUUCUUCUUCUCCAAGCCUCCACCGCUCCUCCAUUCACAGGCCACCGUACCGGCGUUAGGGUUUCGGGUGGCUCCGUCGCGCUCCACCAGCUCCAUAGAAUCUGCAGAGUUCCGUUCGCUGGUUAAAUGGCCAAGUCUUCAACCGGGAAUGCCGGCCCUGGUGGUAGGACUGGAGUCCGGAUUGUGGUCGCGGGUGACCGUGGGACUGGGAAGUCGAGCUUGAUCUGUACUGCAGCGACCGAGAAUUUCCCCACGAAUGUUCCCCCUGUCCUGCCACCGACUCGCUUGCCUGAGGAUUUCUAUCCGGAUCGUGUGCCCAUUACAAUCAUCGACACCUCUUCCAGAGUGGAGGACAGUGUUAAGUUGGGGGAGGAACUGAGACGGGCGGAUGCAGUUGUGCUCACAUAUGCAUGUGACCAACCUGCAACACUGGAACGAUUGAGUGGUUUUUGGCUUCCGGAACUUCGUAGAUUGGAGGUGAAGGUACCAGUUAUAGUGGUGGGUUGCAAACUAGAUUUACGAGAUGAACUUCAGCAAAUUAGCUUGGAAUCGGUGAUGUCUCCCAUAAUGCAGAAUUUUCGGGAGAUUGAAACUUGCAUUGAGUGUUCAGCUGCCAGACAAAUUCAGAUUCCUGAGGUUUUCUACUAUGCCCAAAAGGCAGUACUUCAUCCCACUGGCCCACUGUUCGAUCAGGAGUCACAAACUUUGAAGCCUCGUUGUGUCCGAGCUCUGAAGCGGAUCUUUAUUAUUUGCGAUCAAGAUAAAGACGGCGCGCUCAGUGAUGAAGAGUUAAAUGCAUUUCAGGUCAAAUGCUUCAAUGCGCCUCUACAGCCAUCUGAAAUAGUGGGUGUCAAGAGGGUGGUGCAAGAGAAACUACCUCAAGGAGUCAAUGAACGUGGGCUUACAUUGACAGGUUUCCUGUUUCUCCAUGCAUUAUUCAUUGAAAAGGGGCGCCUUGAGACAACAUGGACUGUUCUAAGGAAGUUCGGUUAUGAUAAUGAUAUCAAACUAUCUGAAGAUCUAAUCCCUUCUUCUUCUUAUAGACGGGGUCCUGAUCAGAGUGUGGAGCUGACAAAUGAUGCCAUCGAUUUUCUCAAGGGGAUCUUUGAGUUAUUUGAUGGUGACAAUGAUGGGGCUCUGAGACCCCAGGAAAUUGAGGAUAUUUUCUCCACUGCGCCUGAAUGCCCCUGGAAUGAAGCGCCAUAUAAAGAUGCUGCAGAAAAGACUGCCCUGGGAGGACUAUCGCUUGAUGAGUUCUUGUCUUUGUGGGCCCUUAUGACAUUGUUGGAACCCGCUCGGACCCUUGCGAAUCUUGUAUACCUUGGAUAUGUUGAUAUACCUGGUGCUGUACACGUGACUAAGUCAAGACGCCAUAAUCGCAAGAAGCAACAAACUGAUAGAAAUGUUUUCCAGUGUUUGGUUUUUGGGCCUAAAAAAGCUGGAAAAUCUGCACUAUUGAACUCUUUUCUGGGAAGGCCCUUUUCUGAUACUUACAGUUCGACGACUGAUGAGCGGUAUGCUGUGAAUGUCGUUGAACAACCUAUGGGAAACAAGAAAACACUGGUGUUGCGAGAAAUUCCAGAAGAUAAAGCCAGAAGGUUGCUCUCCAGUAGGGAGUCACUGGCUGCCUGUGACAUUGCAAUUUUUUUGCAUGAUAGUUCUGAUGAAUCUUCAUGGAAGAGGGCUACUGAGUUACUUGUAGAAGUUGCAAGUCAUGGCGAGAUUACUGGUUUUGAAGUGCCUUGCCUCAUAAUUGCAGCUAAAGACGAUCUAGAUCCUUUCCCAAUGGCCAUACAAGACUCUACCCGGGUCAGUCAGGACAUGGGAAUAGAGGCUCCCAUACCCAUAAGUACGAGGUUGGGUGACUUUAACAAUGUAUUCCGUAGAAUUGUUAGUGCAGCAGAGCAUCCUCAUUUGAGUAUCCCGGAAACUGAGACUGGGAGAAGCCGUAAACAAUACCACAGGCUUGUCAAUCGAUCUCUUAUGUUUGUUUCAGUUGGGGCUGCUGUAGCCAUUGUUGGAUUGGCAGCUUACCGUGUCUAUGCUGCUCGGAAGAACUCCUCGAGCUGAGAGCAUCGAGUGCCUCCUUGCCGUUGGAGUAGUUAGCUGUGAUAAGGGCCAGGUGGUUCCCGUCUUCGAAGCAUGUCUCUUGCCCUAUAUAGUUGGGCUCCCCGAUAUAAGUGACUCUUGAAAGUUAUGCACUUAUUCCUGUCAACCAAUCUUUUGAUUUUACUUUUUCGGCGUCUUUUUUAUCUGCAGUUAGAUUUCAGUAGGAUGUUAGAUGGGGUUGGAGUUAAAUGUCACCUCGGGAAAGUGGAACGAGUUGGUGUUGUGCAGGACUUUGUGCAAUAAAAGAAAAUUUUGUUAGAUUUU